Molecule: messenger RNA, 1788 nt
Organism: Tetrahymena thermophila SB210
Lineage: Eukaryota; Ciliophora; Oligohymenophorea; Hymenostomatida; Tetrahymenidae
Product: DNA polymerase epsilon subunit B
Exons: 1
Biological process (GO): DNA replication; DNA replication initiation
Cellular component (GO): alpha DNA polymerase:primase complex
Molecular function (GO): DNA binding
Source: RefSeq, a predicted model, not a curated record
AUGGAAGAAUUUGAAAAAAUAUUAGAAGAAAUUGAUUCUGCUAAUUUAAGCCAAAAUGCAGUUUAAUAAUUGAAAUAGUUAAUUAUUAGCAAUGGAAUAUUAGAUGAUGAGUAAUUAAUGGAAAAGUGGCUCUUUUAAUUGGAGGCAAUCAUUUACAAUAGCAAGUAAAAGUUUCUUGAAGCUUAACUGAUGGAUUUUAAGAAGAAUGUGCUUAAUUAGGACAUCAAAAAACCUCAAAAUGACAAUUUUAAAAAAAUAAAGGAAUCUGAAGUUUAAAAAAAUAUAGACAUUAUUAAAGGUGAUGCAGAUUUAUUUACUAAAGCUUCUUCAGCCAAAAAACAGACAUCUACUUAAUAAGCAAAUAAUGCAGCAAUUGAUUGCGAAGAAUAAUUGCGUUAGUAGUUAGGAAAGGAAUCAAUGCUAGACCCAAAACGUUUUUCAUAUAAUAGUAACCUUCCCUAGGUAAACUUCGAAAAAAAUUAGCAUUAGAAUUCCAACAAUAUGACUAUUGUCGAUUUAUUUGAAUAAUACGAUCCUAAUAAAAUUCCUAACUACUUAACAAAUAAUAUUGAUAAAAUUCGCAAACAUCUCGAAUAAAGGAUCCUAACUUUCAAAAUACAAAAUUACAGUUAAUUUAUAGUUAACGGUGAAUAGUUAAUAAAUGAUGUCAGCUCUUACUCUAAGACAGAAGAAGUAAAAAUGGUUGGCAGAUUGAUAUCGACAGAAAAUGGUUUUUUGAAUACAACAAAUUUAAGGAUAGAACUUAAUAGAAAUCAAUAUUUCGAUCUCGUCUUUGAAAACGAUUUUGAUUUUGGUAACAAUGUUCUUUUUCCUAAUUAGAUAGUGAUGGUUAAAGGUAUCAUAAAUGAAAAAGAAGAAUUAGUAGUAAGUGAGUUAAUCACAGAUCACAUUAAGGAAAUAACUGAUGAAGAACAUCCAAAAAUUGAUAAUUUGAACUAAGAUGAAAGUUAGCUUAUCAUGGUAGCUGCAGGUCCUUUUUCUACUGUUAUGUCUACUUAAUAUACAUCAUUUGAUAACAUUCUUCAUGUUGCAAAGACUAAGAAAGUAAGCACUCUUAUCCUUCUUGGACCAUUUUUAGAUAUAAAGAAUGAAAUUUUAAAAGAUGGCAGUAUUAUAAUAAAUAGCAAAGAAUAUACUUUUGAGUAAUUGUAAAAUUCCUUGUUUGAAAAAGCUGUAAAGGAAUUAGAAGGAAAAACUUAAAUAAUCAUUGUCCCUUCUACUCGCGAUAUUCUUUCCACUGACUCUAUUCCUUAAAUGAGUCUUGAAAUUAAAGUUUCUGAACAUAAGAAUUCUAUUCACUCUUACUCUAAUCCAGCUUAUAUUGAUAUUGAUAAAUUAAGAGUUUACAUUGCUAACUCAGAUGUCGGUAUGAUCACUCUUUAAAAUAGUUUGUUAGAUAAAAAGAUUCCCUACAUGCAGCAAUCACGUCUUACUUUUAAAGCACUUAUGAAUUAAUAAAAUUUGUACUCCAUAUAUCCUAUGAGAAAUCCACAAGAUUCAUAAUAAAUAUUAGAAACUGUAAAACUUCCUAAUAUAAAUGAUUUUGACAUCCCUUUUGACUACUAGCUAGAAUAAUAUCCUCAUAUAAUUAUCUCUCCUUCAUCUCUACCAAAAUUUGCAACUAAAAUCUAUAAUACCGUCGUCAUAAAUCCUAAUUAUGUUAUACGUGAUGGCUCAUAAGCAGGAAAUUUUGCUAUAAUUACUUUAUUCAAAGAUUCUGACAUUCCUAUUCACGAAAGAACUCGUGUAGAUUUAUAUUGUUUGUGA